This is a messenger RNA of Paraphaeosphaeria sporulosa, 1560 nucleotides long. RefSeq lists its product as uncharacterized. Gene Ontology annotation, biological process: regulation of transcription by RNA polymerase II. The transcript has a single exon. The record is from RefSeq and is a predicted model, not a curated record. NCBI's taxonomy places the organism in Eukaryota, Fungi, Ascomycota, Dothideomycetes, Pleosporales, Didymosphaeriaceae. Gene Ontology annotation, molecular function: RNA polymerase II cis-regulatory region sequence-specific DNA binding; DNA-binding transcription factor activity, RNA polymerase II-specific. The coding region runs from base 290 to 1195 and encodes 301 amino acids.
UGGCAGCAUCUGCGCUGGCCAGCGGCCGUCAUAGCCUCCGCACUGAGAAGUGCGGCAUCGCCACCCGCCAAAGGGCACCGCUGGCCAUAUAGGGACGGCGAGCCACGCCGCCCCGGGGUCCGCAGCCUCCAUCGCCUGCCCGCAUCCCACCAUAUCCCGCCUGCGUGCCUGCCAGCAUCCCACCAUAUCCCGCCUGCGUGCCUACCAGUACUCCUCCUCUGACCGCCCAAGCCACUCGCCGCGCUGUAAACAGCCUCGACGGCGCUAGACACGCCCGUUGCAUGCCGCCAUGAUCUCCACGUGCUCCGGCUCAAACACAUGGACGCAGCAUGCCCUCCGGAUGAGAACGCCCGACGACGCAGGCCUUGCUUUCUCCAACAUCGCCCCGCCCCCUGACCAGUUUCUCUUCGUCUCCGACCUGGGCCAGCACGACGAAAAGCCCACCAUCCCCUCGGCACUCGCUCUCACCCUGUCUGGCGAGUCCCAGCCGCAAGACUUCUCCAGCGGCGCCUCCUCGGACAGACCCUUUGCUGCCGCCGCUCUGUACCCGCUGCAAACAUCCUUCGCUGCUGCCAACGCCAACGCCAUGCACAUGGGCGACGCGCUCCAUGGCUCCUGCAUGUCACCACCGCAGACGCGCUUCAAUAGCGACGCCGGCGGAUGCGGGUCCUACGACUCAACCAACAAUUUCUCCGCAGACGACCACGCCUACUCAGCCACCUCUACCACGCCUACACAGUGGUCCUACGCCAUGGAUCGGGAACCACCCACGAGCAAGCGGCGGCCUGAGAGCGUCCACGGCCAGAUGGACUCUGCCCCUGCACGCCGGCGACGCUCGUCAGACAAGGCCGAACCCGGCUCUGCACGCGCAGUCUAUCUGGAGAAGAACCGCCACGCAGCCAGCAAGUGCCGCACCAAGCAAAAGCGCCAGCAAGAGGACCUGGUCGAGACAGCCCGCGACGCCGAGCGCAAGAACAAGGUGCUCAAGUCCGAGGUCGAGUUGCUCAAGAGCGACCUGCGCGGUCUGAUGGAGCUCGUGGGCCAGCACCACGAGUGUCCCGAUGGACGGCUGCGGACAUACCUCCAGCUGGAAGCCGACCGCCUGUCACAACGGGGGAACCGGAGUACAGUCGGGGAGCUUCGCUCGCCCAAGUCAAGUGUUAGCGGCGACAGUUCCUCGCCAGGCAACACAUGAAGGAGCGGUUUGUCUGCGUGCUCUGAUUUCAAUGGCGUUCAAGCGGGUGGUAUUCUGGGUGACGCGGGCGGUUGCCCGUCUCUUUAGGGCAUAGGAUCGAUACCCUACGCACGAUUGUUGCUGUCGCUCACUGCGGUUCAGUGUAGCGACUACAUUUAGUAACGACUCAUGAAUGUAACGAAAGAUCGUAAUCUACAAAAUGUACUUUUGCUCUCACGAAACUUCAAUUCGUGUCUCUGCUCUCAGUUCACCAGAAACGCCAGGUUCUGGUUGUACCUUUCCGCGCAUAUCAAGCACAGAGCGGUGCGCGCAGCAUGGUCGUAGACUGCGGCAUCGACACACGCUACCGGGAUGCUGUGAGUGCC